Molecule: messenger RNA, 2542 nt
Organism: Camellia sinensis
Lineage: Eukaryota; Viridiplantae; Streptophyta; Magnoliopsida; Ericales; Theaceae
Product: E3 ubiquitin protein ligase RIN2
Biological process (GO): ubiquitin-dependent protein catabolic process; protein ubiquitination; positive regulation of plant-type hypersensitive response
Cellular component (GO): ubiquitin ligase complex; cytosol; plasma membrane
Molecular function (GO): ubiquitin binding; ubiquitin protein ligase activity
Source: RefSeq, a predicted model, not a curated record
UAUUAAUAAUUAAUGAUAGUAAUAUACUUUCCCGCAAAAGCUAACCCGAUGGUCCCAAAAGCGCUCUCUCUCUCGCCCUCUUUUUUUUCUCUCAUGAAAUGUAGGUGAAAGCUCAGAGAAACUCAAAUCACAUUCGACUUCAGAUCGAACCAGGUUUAUUGACUUCAUCUUGGGGCAUUUCCAUGAUAAUUUAAAAGGUUGAUCUUGGAGGGUGUACAAGCCAAGUCAUAGUUUUGGUCUCUCCAGCUUGCUUUUAUGCUAAGUUUUGCCGCCAAAGUGUCAUGGUAAUUAGGGUCUCAUGAAACUUUGGAACCUUGGUUUUGGUGAAGAAGCUAUUGGUAUUGCCCAUGGGUGCGAGCUACUUAUCAAUCUCAGUAGUCUGCACAUUGUUAAGCUUCGUCGGCCUCCAAUAUUGGACGGAACUAUCACUUGAGAAGCUAAAAUCAGAUGGGUUAGUUGGUGGGCAUUCUGUUGAAUCUGUGAAUGCCAGGCAUGCCUUACAAUUGCUUUUUGGUUCUCAAGCCACAAUUGCAUUGUUGGCUAAUUUUGCACUGAAUGUGUUUGUCCUGCUCAUUCUGGGUCUUAAGACACUAUUCUUUGUGGAGCUGUACCCUUCUGAAACUCGAAAAUUGGUAGAACGACUUAUUAACUAUGUUAUUUACAAGGGGACGUUUCUUCCCAUGAUUGUCCCACCAACAGUAUUUCAAGUGGGCCUGUGGUCAACAUGGUUGACUAUCCUUUGUUCAUUAAAGAUGUUCCAAGCUUUGGCUAGAGAUCGACUAGACCGCUUGAAUGCAUCUCCUUCUGCAACUCCAUGGACAUAUUUUCGUGUAUAUUCUGUAUUAUUGUUGGUUAUAUCCGUUGACUUGCUCUGGAUAAAGCUGUGUCUAGUGAUAUACAGAACAUUAGAAUCGUAUAUGUUUCUAUUGUUAUUUUUCGAGCCUCUUAGUAUUGCUUUUGAGACAUUACAGGCUAUUGUGAUUCAUGGUUUUCAGUUGCUCGAUAUAUGGCUCCAUGAUUCGGCAGGGAACAACAUAAAUUGCCAAAGGUCCAAACUCUCUGAUAUAUCAGCAGCAGGUUCAUUCUGUGAAUGGAAAGGCAUUCUCAUACGGAACUUGGGUUUUCUUCUGGACAUCAUGACGUUAUUGAUGGCACUCUGUCAUUAUGUGCAUAUCUGGUGGCUUCAUGGCAUGAAAUUUCAUCUUGUGGAUGCAGUUCUUUUCCUAAAUAUACGUGCCUUGUUAGGUGCAAUUGUAAAACGUAUCAAAGGAUUUAUUAGGUUGAAGAUAGCUUUAGGUGCCCUUCAUGGGGCACUUCCAGAUGCAACAUCAGAGGAGAUAGAAGCAUAUGAUGAUGAAUGUGCUAUCUGUAGGGAACCAAUGGCAAAGGCGAAGAGACUAUCUUGUAAACAUCUUUUCCAUCUAGCAUGUUUGAGAUCUUGGUUGGAUCAAGGUUUAAGUGAGAAUUACUCUUGCCCCACUUGUCGAAAACCACUUCACAUGGGCAGACCUGAAGACGAGGCAAUCCCUCGUGCUGCGGAUAUUUCAACUAAUGAGCAACUAGCCCGUCAAAUAAGUUCUGCUCUUGAACUGCAUAAUCAUCCUGGUCAUACCCUACCCACAGGAGUGUUUCCCAAUCAGAUACAGAACCCGUUAGAAAGUGGUGCUUUGAGGGGGGCAGGACUGGAUUCAAGUUGGUUGCAAACAUGGUCUGGCCAGGGUCUAGAUGGGGCUGGUCCAUCUACUGGUACGAGGUCGGUUGGACUAGGGAGAGUUCAGAUGAUGAUGAGGCAUCUUGCAGCUGUAGGAGAAACCUAUGCCCAGACCACCCUUGAAGACACUGCUUGGAGCCUUUGGCCUAUGAAUCCCUCUCAGGCUGGUACAUCCAAUUCAACCCUUCCUCCUGCUGGUUCUGUGGGGUUACAUAUGAGGUCUACCUCACGAGUUGCAAAUGACAACAUAGCAAACGUACUUGCCAUGGCUGAAACCGUACGGGAGGUGCUUCCCCACAUCCCAGAUGAAUUAAUUUUCCAGGAUUUGCAGCGUACAAAUUCUGUUACUGUUACCGUGAAUAAUCUGCUCCAAAUGUGACUACUGAUGACUUUUUCUUUUGUUGCUACGGUCCUUGCUUUACGUACCCCAAAGAAGGGGGGAAUGAAUAUUUUGAAGGUUCCAGAGACAUUACUGGAGGUUCUCGAACCAACCAGUGGUCUGGUAUUUUUUGGCCAUUUAUGUUGAAUAUCCAAAAGCUUCAAUCUCUGUAUAUAGAAGGGGCUAUUGUAUGGGGAAAAAAAAUGUAUAAAUACAUGAACAUGGGCAAGUAUUUUCGGCCUGGUUUUGUUGCUUUUUUGUUAUCUUCAUCCUGCUAAAUGUUACUGUAAUAUUUUGGCCAAUAGGACACAAAGAUGAAGUCUGUUGUCAGAGAAGUGAGUAAUGAAUGGUAUAUGUGAAUGCAAUCCGACAAUAAUUGGAUCAAUCAUAUUUGUAUUUUAUCUGGUUAUCAAUCAGAUAUUCAUUUAUAGAUUCAUAUUUUUUGGAUUGGA